AUGCGCUACGCCCUCCUCGCCGGCUCGCUGCUUGGCCUCGCCGCCGCCCAGACCGGCAAGCUCGGCGACGCCUAUGUCACGACCAACAACCCACCCAACACCCUCUACCAGGCCACCCUCCUCGACAAGCCCAACACCGACAUCCGCGGCACCGUCACCGUUCGUGGCGCGCCCGAUGGACGCGGUAUCUACUAUGACGUUGACAUGUCCGGCUUCCCCUCCAUUGGCGGGCCCUUCUUAUACCACGUCCACGCCUUGCCCGUCCCUGCUGAUGGCAACUGCACCGGCACGCUCGCCCAUCUCGACCCCUUCCAGCGCGGCGAAGUGCCCGGCUGCAACUCGUCUGCGCCCCAGACCUGCGAGGUCGGUGAUCUCAGCGGCAAGUACGGCCGCAUCCCCGGGCCCGGCAACUUCAAGGCCAACUACCUCGACCUGUACACCACCAACGUCCCCGGCCUGGGCUCCUUCGUCGGCAACCUCUCCAUCGUCGUGCACUGGGCUAACCGCACGCGUGUGAACUGCGGCAAUUUUACGCUCCUGGGAGGCGGUAGGCCCAUGCCCACCGGUGUCAUGCCGACUGGAGUCAUGCCCACGGGCGGCAUGCGGCCCUCGCAAACGCCCUACCCGCCUAUGUUCCCCGGCGCCGGUUCCAGACUGAGCAGCGCGUUCUCGACCGUGGGUGUCGUGGCUGUGGUCGCCGGCCUGCUGUUGUAA
This is a messenger RNA of Ophidiomyces ophidiicola, 714 nucleotides long. RefSeq names its product Cell surface superoxide dismutase [Cu-Zn] 4 (gene SOD4). The transcript has 2 exons. The record is from RefSeq and is a predicted model, not a curated record. NCBI's taxonomy places the organism in Eukaryota, Fungi, Ascomycota, Eurotiomycetes, Onygenales, Onygenaceae. Gene Ontology annotation, molecular function: metal ion binding. Gene Ontology annotation, biological process: superoxide metabolic process. The coding region runs from base 1 to 714 and encodes 237 amino acids.